Cyprinus carpio (common carp) is the source of this 1492-nucleotide messenger RNA. Its product is annotated as 5-hydroxytryptamine receptor 3C-like. The transcript is spliced from 6 exons. NCBI's taxonomy places the organism in Eukaryota, Metazoa, Chordata, Actinopteri, Cypriniformes, Cyprinidae. Bases 66 to 1007 code for a protein of 313 amino acids. Gene Ontology annotation, molecular function: extracellular ligand-gated monoatomic ion channel activity; neurotransmitter receptor activity; transmembrane signaling receptor activity. Gene Ontology annotation, cellular component: synapse; membrane; neuron projection. The record is from RefSeq and is a predicted model, not a curated record. Gene Ontology annotation, biological process: chemical synaptic transmission; regulation of membrane potential; monoatomic ion transmembrane transport.
AUGAGUUCACAGCAUGGAACCCAGAUGACUUCUGUGGAAUCACUUCAUGUUCAAUUAAAAAGGACAUGGUUUGGACUCCAGACAUCAGCAUCACUGAAAGCAUCAAGACUGAGUUCGCAACAAUGGAGAAUCAGUAUGUGCAGCUGCUGAAUGAAGGUGCUGUUGUGACGUCUAACACUUUUGCUGUGACCACGGCCUGCAAGAUGAACCUGCACCAGUUUCCCUUCGACGUCCAACGCUGCACUAUCACCCUUCAGUCUCCGAUCCAUUCAAGCAAGGAGCUCGUACUCAGCCCGAUCUCUGAUGCUUCAUUCCUGACCCUCAGCUCCAAGAAGGCCUUUCAGACUCAAGGAGAGUGGGAACUCCUUAGUAUAAAUACAUCUAAAGCCAAUGCCACUACUCAAGGAGAACCACAGGAUCAGCUGAUAUAUAAGAUCACCAUGAAGAGGAGACCACUGCUGUAUGUCAUUAACUUCCUAAUGCCAGUAUUUUACUUCCUUAUUCUGGAUUUGGCCUCCUUCUUCAUCGAUUCAACUGGAGGAGAGAAGCUGGGUUUUAAAGUAACUCUGCUUCUGUCUAUUUCUGUGCUACUGCUGCUUCUCCAAGACAUGCUGCCCUCUACUGCCAGUGAUAUCCCCCUGAUUGGGGUUUAUUGUGUUGUCAUCUUCACUCUGAUGGGCAUCAGUGUUCUGGAGACCAUUCUUGUGAAUUUUCUGAUUGCUAAAGGAAAUCGGACCAUUUCAGUAAAACCAAUGGAAAACUCACCUACUCUUUCUGAUGCUGUAAAGGACAUGAAGAGCUGUCCAGACUCAGAAACAGACAGGCAUGAAGAGCGGCUGCAUGCUCUUGAUCUUCUGAAGGCUGCUGCUACUCAUACAAACCACCAAGAGAGGAAAUGCCUGAGCUGGACCAGAGUGGCAGCAAUAGUAGAUGUGAUCUUUAACUUCCUGUAUGUAACCACAGUUAUUGUGUUUCUGAUAAUGCUGUUCAAAGCUUGGUUCCCAUGAGUGAAUGUCCCUUAUAGGCCUGCCCUGUACAUGAGAUGGAAAGACUUCCUCUGCAUGAGAUCAGCCAGAGUUGGUUUUCCAUUGUAGUUUAUGAACAUUAUACUGAAUAAGGCUGUGAUAUGUAUUUGUGUGUGUGUGUUUGUGGGUGGGUGGGGGGAUCCAUCUAGAUUCAAUACAAUACAACACGUUUUUGUUAUGUCUUCUUUUGAUUACAUUUUAGAUUACCUGUGAGCUGUCUUCUAGCACCUUUAGAUAUUAAUUGCAUUUUUAGGUGCAUUCACCAUCAGUGUUGAAUAAUUGGCAUCGAAUCGUCAUUCUUAAAUACGACACAAGUAAAGAAAAGAAGCUUCUAUUUGUUAACACUAAUAAACUUCAUUAGUUAACAUGAAAAAUAUGUCUAACGCACCUAUUAAUCUUAAUGUUAAUUUCAGCAUGUACUACUUUACUCAGAUCAAAAGUCGUAUCUGUUAAUAUUAUUCAGUGGA